Molecule: messenger RNA, 630 nt
Organism: Amphibalanus amphitrite
Lineage: Eukaryota; Metazoa; Arthropoda; Thecostraca; Balanomorpha; Balanidae
Product: major mite allergen Der p 23-like
Exons: 3
Coding region: 135-383 (82 amino acids)
Cellular component (GO): extracellular region
Molecular function (GO): chitin binding
Source: RefSeq, a predicted model, not a curated record
UGAAUCGCAGGUGGCCAGACGCUAGUGGAGCACACACACAUACAGACGGAGGGUAUAAAGGAUGAUAUCGCUGUGCCGUCGGCAGUGCGCCGGCCAGAACUGCAGCUCGCAGCGUCACCACACAAACUGCCAAAAUGUGGAAGACUCUGCUCUUGGUGAUUGGCGCCCUUUUCGUCUGUGUGGCCUCAGGUGCCAAGAUUUCGGCCACGUCGCCGUUCCCCGACUUUGACUGUCCCUCCGAGUACGGCUGGUUCCCGGACCCCGACGACUGUCACAGCUUCUUCGAGUGCAACUACAACUAUCCCUUCCACUUCACGUGCCCGGACGGCCUCGCCUGGAACGACGCCGCGCACCAGUGCGACCGCGACGAAUCUUGCAAAUGAGAAAAGGACAAGACCAUGAAAGACCCGACGCCGGAAGUAUUGCCUACAAUGUAUGAUGCCUUUGCAGAGGCCAUCAGCUCCAGAGACGAUCGGAGGCAAGAGACUGCGCCAGCAUUCAGAUCGAUGGAGAUCGUGUUUGAACACAUUGUUGAAGUUAUAACUGAUGUAACAGCUUUAUAAAUAAAUUCUUCGAAAGAAAUGAUGGAGUAAAAUCACCAAAAUACACGGAACAUACCACAAGCAUGAG